AUGGAUGUUAAAUCAGUGCCUGAGCAAUAUAUCCUGAAGAGGUGGACAAAGUUAGCAAGAAGUGUGUCUUUACCUAAUGUUAGUGUUCGUCAUGUAGUAGAAGAUGCUCAAUUGACUUCAACACAACGUCGUAGAGACAUUUGUCCCCGUCUUAUGAGGAUAGUUGAUGAAGCAUGUAGGAGUCAAGAAACAUACACGUUGUUGAGCAAAGUUACUGAUUUAUUGGACAAGGAAAUGUUAGAGUUUCAAAAUAAACAAGUAAGUAAUACUCAAGUUAAUGAGUUCCUUAGUAAUGUUAUAGAGAUUGCAAGAAACAAUGAUGGUUCAACACAAGUAAAGGGGUUCAAGAAAAAAGAAGGUAGAAAAGGUUCAAAGCGUUUGAAAGGUUGGGUAGAACGCCAACUUAGUAAACGAAAGAAAAAGGGUGACUCAAGUGCUUCACAAGAUCAAGAUCUUACUAAGGAAAUUAAUGAUAUUUCAAGUCAAGUUAGUGUUACUAGUUUUACUAGUUUAUUGAUGGCACCACUUGAUGGGGAUAUCACAACUUUGACCAAUCCAUAG
Cajanus cajan (pigeon pea) is the source of this 561-nucleotide messenger RNA. The record is from RefSeq and is a predicted model, not a curated record. NCBI's taxonomy places the organism in Eukaryota, Viridiplantae, Streptophyta, Magnoliopsida, Fabales, Fabaceae.